AUGGCAGCUCCAGUCAUAAUUCAGUUGAACAAUGGCGAUAAAGUGAAUCGCUUUACGGUUUUCAAAAAAUUAGGAGAAGGUACGUUCGGAGCAGUUUAUGCUGUAAGAGAAGACAAUGGAGCAGAGCAUGCAUUGAAAGCAGAGUUAGCUACAGAGAAGAUACCGCUCCUGAAAUUAGAGCUGUAUGUGAUGCAGAAACUGACACAAAAGGGAGCGAAACAUAUGGCAACAUUGAUUGAUAAAGGACGACAUGCUAAUUUCAAUUUCAUCGUCAUGAAAUUUCUAGGGAAAUCUCUUCAAGAUGCAAAGAAGACGGGCCCAAAUGGACAUUUGACGUUGGCAUCAGCAAUUGGAGCAUCAAUUCAAUGUCUGGAAGCAGUCGAAGAACUACAUUGGUGUGGGUUCUUGCAUCGAGAUGUGAAACCAGGAAAUUUCUGUUUGGGAAGAGCUGAAUUGAAUGAAUUGAGAAAGAUCUUUGUGCUUGACUUUGGAUUGUGUCGGAGAUUUGUGAAUGAUCAGAAUGUUAUGUUACAGCCACGAAAAAAAGCACCGUAUAGAGGAACUCCUCGUUAUGCACCAAUUGCAUCUCAUAAUUCAAUGGAGCACGGAAGAAAAGAUGAUUGUGAGAGUUGGUUCUACAUGCUAGUUGAUUUCACAAAUGCUGCACUUCCAUGGAAAGUUGUAACUCAAAUGAAAGAAGUUGGAGAAAUGAAAAAGAAUUCUCGGUUUGAUCCAAUGGCAUCACAAAUGUUUGCUGGAUGUCCAAUAGAUGAAUAUCGACAGAUUAUGAAUCAUAUCGACAGCCUCUCUUUCUUCAUGGAACCAAAUUACGGAUUGAUCUACACGAUUCUCAGAAAACUGAUGCAGACGAAGAACAUUCAAGAGUUUCCGUAUGAUUGGGAAAAAGAGUAUGCUGUCGGAAAAUAA
Molecule: messenger RNA, 927 nt
Organism: Caenorhabditis remanei
Lineage: Eukaryota; Metazoa; Nematoda; Chromadorea; Rhabditida; Rhabditidae
Exons: 5
Coding region: 1-927 (308 amino acids)
Biological process (GO): signal transduction; peptidyl-serine phosphorylation
Cellular component (GO): nucleus; cytoplasm
Molecular function (GO): ATP binding; protein serine/threonine kinase activity
Source: RefSeq, a predicted model, not a curated record